AGGUUUUUGUGGUGAAUUCUUAGCAUUUUGCAGCACAGAUUUUUGCUGAAAACUUUUUCUUCAAAUUGAAUAGAAUUUUGAGGCUUUUGUGUUGUAUUUUAUAUGCUAAGAUCAUGUGUAGUGUGUACCCAGUGUGUCAAACUAUGCAAAUGAACGUGAAAUUUAGUGAAAUUUGAUGUGAAAAGGCCAAAAAGGAGAAAUUCAAAAUAAAUACAAGCAGAGUGAAAUCUACAUGGAAUGGCGACCAAUCGCGUUGGAGUAUAUGAUGGCAAAAUUGCUGGUUUAUAUGAUUUAGAGGAGACCCUGGGAUCUGGCCACUUUGCCGUUGUAAAGCUCGCACGGCAUGUCUUUACAGGUGAAAAGGUGGCUGUAAAAGUAAUUGAUAAGACUAAAUUGGACGAAGUAUCUCGCGCUCAUCUCUUUCAAGAAGUUCGGUGUAUGAAGCUUGUGCAACACCCAAAUGUUGUUCGAUUGUACGAAGUAAUUGAUACACAAACAAAAUUGUAUUUAAUAUUAGAAUUAGGAGAUGGGGGUGAUCUGUAUGAUUAUAUCAUGAAACACGAGAGUGGUCUCUCGGAAUCACUUGCUCGUGACUACUUUCGCCAAAUUGUACGUGCAAUCAGCUACUGUCACCAAUUGCACGUUGUCCAUCGUGAUCUGAAGCCGGAGAAUGUGGUGUUUUUUGAGAAGUUGGGCGUUGUUAAAUUGACUGAUUUUGGAUUUAGCAAUAAAUUCUGCCCUGGGCAGAAGCUCGAAACAUCCUGCGGGAGUUUAGCUUAUUCAGCACCAGAAAUUCUCCUUGGAGAUUCAUACGAUGCACCAGCAGUUGAUAUUUGGUCAUUGGGUGUAAUUUUGUAUAUGCUUGUAUGUGGCCAACCACCGUUCCAAGAGGCAAAUGAUUCAGAAACACUCACAAUGAUUAUGGAUUGCAAAUACAACAUGCCAAAUCAUGUGUCAGAAGGUUGCAGAAACCUCAUCUCAAAGAUGUUGGUGCGUGAACCCGACAAAAGGGCCACACUUCAUGAGAUUUCCGUGGAUAAGUGGUUAAUGGAGGGUGGACCAGAUCAUGGACCAGAAUUGCUACCACUUGUAAGUCGUGAGCAAGUCAGUGAGGAUGAUCAUACGCUUAUAAUUCAGAAGAUUGUCAAUGGGAAAAUUGCCACAAAGGAUGAAAUAUUGGAGGCACUUGAUAAAAAUGAAUAUAAUCACAUAACGGCAACAUAUUUCCUUCUGGCUGAGAGAAAACUCCGAGCUCACAGGCAGGAGCAAGCACAGAAACGCAAGCCAGAACUUACGCUGCCUGUUACAGGAGCUGGACGACUUUCUCCAAAAGCAAGAGGUCAAUGUAUGAAAAGGGAUUCCCAAGAGGACAAUGAUAGUUCAAAUCAACUGCUUGUGCCUUCAAUUAAUGCCACACAUUUGAGUAUACCCCGAACACCUGGGGUUGAAGGGAGUCAGACGGGUCGUGCCCGGAAGUGUAGUAUUGUGCAGGAAGAUGAUGAAGAAGAUGAAAUUUCUGCAUGUUCGGGUCGUGAGGAAUUGUCUGUACCCCUCAAUAGGCGUGGCUCACGUUCAGAGGGUCGCAUAAAUAUUGCACUGCAAGAUCGCAUAAGUGCCGAAAGUGAGAGACUUAAGGAAAUGUGCACGGGGGCAAUGAAGGCAAAUGCGGGGCAGCAGGUGAAGAAAAUCGAUGGAAUUGCCGGUGUGACUGUUAUUACGAGUGACAAUAGUAAUCCAAAGACACGCUUGGGCAUCUCAGCCGUCGAUCGGUAUAGGCGUCCUGUGGACAUACGGGUACAAGCUCACAAUGCAGGGAAGAGUGCCGCAUUGAAGGAUACUCGAUCAAAUUCUGUGGAUCAUCAAAAUUUUCACACUGAUCGGGAUUUACCUGCAAUGAAGGUAAUAACGGAUUCAUCCACAAUUACAAUUCCCAUAACUAGUCAGCAAGGUUCAGGUGCAAAUACCGAACUCACCAAUGUGCCAAAAUACAAGACUAUGCCGUCACCCACGCGUGCAAAUUGUCUCAAUGAGAUCUUUGAGGAAUCCACAGAUGUGGGCUCAGAUACAAGUGGUACAACCACACCACGACCCAUUCAGCGUCACAAUCAAUUCACAAAUAAUCGUCCACAGGCACAGGGAGGUGCCACGCAGCAGCAGCAGCGUAGGUCUAAAUUCAAUAAAACCCGCACAACAUCCUGCAGUAGUUCCGAUGCAUCCGACGAUGAUUCGGAGAAUCGCAAGAAGCGCGCCCAUAAGAUUGUGGACACGGUGACAAAGGUGCCACAGCAGCGUCGUGAUUCACACGAUGAUUCGAGUGAUUCACAAGAUCCGGGCAAUGCACCAGCAUCGGGUGGAAGUGCCCACAAUGGCACACAUCCAAUUGUCAAAGUUACAGCCCCCACAAAUACGACAAAUGGCAAAAGCUCCACAGGAAGUGGUUCAUCCACAGCACCAUCGGGUGGGCAGCAGCAGAGAUCAAGUGGGAAUGGGCAGACGUCUGGCUUUCGACGUCAUCGCGCUGGUCGCCGAAGAGCAAGUGAGACACGCUUGCGUGAGAGUCAGAGUCUCAAUAGGAUAACCGAAGUGCAAGAAUCCGAACCGCCACAGGCACAACAAGUCCCAACAAUGCCAACACCCCAAGCCCCCGUGACGGCGGUCAGUGGGCAAAAGUCCAAGGGAUUUAGUGCACGCUUCCUCCAGGGAUUCCGUAAAACGGAAGCAACAUCACCCAUUAGUCACUGCAGCAGCACGCAGCAGGAUCCCAAUGAUAAUGAAGUUGAAAUGGUAUUGGGUGUGGAAUUGGUGAAAGCACUCAAAGUCUCAAAUAAUACAGACACUAAAACAUCAUCCACAACAAAGAAACUCAAAAUGUUAGGAAAAUAUUUCCAGGUGCACAAGAAGCUGUGCAUUCCGUUGCCAAAUCUCUUUCAACGCGGACGCCUGUACAAGGCACAAUCGUGUGGAUCCCUCGUACGUGACAAGGUGAAUCAGAAUACAAAUGGUGGGAGUUCAUCGCGAAGUGGACGCGGAAGUGAGAGCAAUGUGAGGAAUUCGGCACUUUUUUCGGAUCGGGGGAGAAUCCUGCGUAAUUGCUUGGGAGCUUCGCGUCUCCUUGGCAGUGAUGGGGAUAUAAAUCAAAAUGAUAAAACACCCACGAAUCCUGUUGUGUUCUCAAUUCCAGCCACAGAGACAAUGCGUAGUACAUCGCAAAAUCCCAUUUCGCAUCAUCUUGUCACGGAUGCAUCACUGUGCAGUAGCCAAUGUUGAUAGAAGAGAAAAUAUUAAAUUAAAAAGAGAAAAAAAAUCAACUUAGUAGCGAAUCUUCAAGAAUCAUCAAAUACUGUGUAAGUAAGUUAAUAAACGUUCCCUAAAUGUA
Messenger RNA from Lutzomyia longipalpis, 3376 nucleotides. It is a transcript of the gene Snrk, whose product is annotated as SNF-related serine/threonine-protein kinase. Lineage: Eukaryota; Metazoa; Arthropoda; Insecta; Diptera; Psychodidae. The record is from RefSeq and is a predicted model, not a curated record. The coding region runs from base 238 to 3267 and encodes 1009 amino acids. The transcript is spliced from 9 exons. Gene Ontology annotation, biological process: protein phosphorylation; intracellular signal transduction; microtubule cytoskeleton organization. Gene Ontology annotation, molecular function: ATP binding; tau-protein kinase activity; protein serine/threonine kinase activity. Gene Ontology annotation, cellular component: cytoplasm.